UCGGCGGAGCGUCUCUCCCCGCGGCCGCGCCGAGCAGUUGCAGAGCGCCGGCGAGCGGGCGGUGGAGCGGGCGCUGCGCUGCGCUGCGCGGAGCCGCCGCUGGAGUGCGCGGAGCCGCCGCUGCCGCCGAGCCGGCGGGGGACAGCGCGCCGCGGGAGCACCGAAGCCCUCCCCGGCCACCGGGACCUGCGCUUGGCUCGCCGCCUUGCUUUAUCCUCCCGUUUAAUUGAUUUUUUUUUUUUUCCCCUAGACUUUGGAUUUUUAUUUUUUUUUUUUCUCCCUUUCCUUCAAAGCCCCCUCCCUCCCCCCUUUUUUCCCCCUCUUCUCCGCCCCGGUUGCCUCCCUCUCCAGCCAGUUUGGAUUUUUUUUUUUUCUUUUUUUUUUUUUUUUUCCACCCCCUUCUGAUUUUUUAAAGCGGUGGACGGCCGAGCGGCGGCGGGCUCAGCCCCUUCCAUCCAUCCCCCCCGGCGGGGGGAGGCAGCAGCAGCAGCAGCAGCCGCCGCCGCGAAGAAGAAGAAGAAGAGGCGAGGUGGGGGGGGGUGGGAGUGCGCGCAGGAAAAGAGAUGCAUUGAAACUUUUCCCCGCAAACUUCGGCGUGAGUGAGUGCGCGAAGCCCAGAGCGAGCGCGGCGCGGGUGCCUCUCCUCGCCCCGGUGGCCGCUGUGGAGCUCGGAUUGCCCGGCGGCGGGGGCCGGGCGGCGGCGGCGGGGCGGCCGCGGAGCCAGCGCUCGGCCCUGCGGAGCGCCCACCGGCAGCAGCAGCAGCAGCAGCGGGGGCCGCCGUAUGGAGGGGUGAAGGCGGACACCCCGAAGAGGAACCCCUUUGCCCCCGGAGAGCCUCGCAGCGCCCGGCCGGCGGCACCCCAGGAGGGCACGGAGGAGGCGAGAGCGCGGCGGGGCGGCGGGGCGGCGGCGGAGGCGAGGCGGAGCGCGGCGGGCCCCGUUCCUCCGCGGCGUGCGCCGGCAACCAUGAACUUUCUGCUCACUUGGAUCCACUGGGGGCUGGCGGCGCUGCUCUAUCUGCAGAGCGCGGAGUUGUCCAAGGCUGCUCCUGCCCUGGGGGAUGGGGAGCGGAAACCCAACGAAGUUAUCAAAUUCCUGGAAGUCUACGAGCGCAGUUUCUGCAGGACAAUUGAGACCCUGGUGGACAUUUUCCAGGAGUACCCCGAUGAGGUGGAGUACAUAUUCAAGCCAUCCUGUGUGCCUCUGAUGAGAUGUGCGGGUUGCUGCGGCGAUGAGGGCCUAGAAUGUGUCCCUGUGGAUGUGUACAACGUCACGAUGGAGAUCAUGAGAAUUAAACCCCAUCAGAGUCAGCACAUAGCGCACAUGAGCUUCUUACAGCACAGUAAAUGUGACUGCAGACCAAAGAAAGAUGUCAAAAAUAAACAAGAAAAGUGGGCACAGAAACCCAGAUCUGACGGUCCUUCCUUCAUACCCCAGACCUGGAGCUUGCAUGACCCACGACCAUGGCAGUCAUUCCUAAUGCUUUACCCAGAGUCAGGGAAGUCCCGUCGUGUGUGUCCUACCAGAAUGGAUUCAAGAAAAUCAAAGCGAGGAAAGGGGAAGGGUCAAAAGAGAAAGCGCAAGAAAGGCCGGUACAAACCACCCAGCUUUCACUGUGAGCCUUGCUCAGAGAGGAGAAAGCACUUGUUUGUACAAGAUCCCCAGACCUGUAAAUGUUCCUGCAAAUUCACAGACUCACGUUGCAAGUCGAGGCAGCUUGAGUUAAACGAGCGCACUUGCAGAUGUGAAAAACCGAGACGGUGAGCAGCGGAAAAGAAGGGGGAACAGCCCUGUUUCUGGAGCCUGAUUUCUCGCCUGGACAGAAAAAAUACAAAACAAAACACUAAUCCAAAUGAACCCUAAAAAUGAAGGAUCGGUAGAGCACAGCACUUUCAGUACGGACGAUGGACUCCGGAAGGAACAUUCCCCAAGGCACCCGCCGCACAGAAUUCACCUUUGGGUUUUGAACUGUUUUAUUUUAUUUUUCUUUUCAUGCUGCUAAAUAACAGAGCCAGGAAGACUAUAGGGGUGUAUUUGAUGGGUUUUCCCAUGCAUACAUAUAUAUGUGUGUAUACAUGCAUAUACAUAUAUAUAUAUGUAUAUAUAUUUUAACCACAUCUAUAUAUACAUAUAUGUAUAUCUUAACCACACACACACACACAUAUAUAUAUAAUAUAUAUAUAUAUAUACUGAUUAUUUUUUUUAACAUUGCUAAUGUUAUUGGUGUCUUCACUGGAUAAUACUCGACUGCUGUGGACACAAGCGGGCUACUUGGGGCAUAAGAAACAAGCUAAGACUGGACUUGAGUAGAAGCGCUGGGUGUAAACUUCUUAACUCUAACUGACUUGUGCGGCCUCCGCUGUUUCUCUGUAGAGUGUGCUGUACCAUAAACCACCUUCUCCUUGCCUGGGACAGGAAGGAGAGGUGAUGGAGAGGAUGGGCAGGGAGUUCCAAAGAGCGGCAUCCUAGGGUGCGAUGGGUCAAAGGCCAAGGAAAUGGCCAUCUGCGUGAUCAAGGAUUCCUCCUCCCCUCUCUUCCCCCAACCUUCGCCCUUACUCGUCUCAUAACCUGCCUGCCUUGCUGGGACAUGGGAUGUCAGUGUACAUUUUGCGUUGACUUUAUUCGCUAUAGAAACUUCGCCAGAGAGGCAAUGCUGGCUUCUCUUAAGGAUGGUGGGCAGCUGAUGCGCACUAACUUUCCAUUCAAGGAAGUAUCACAGGAGUCUAGAUUCCCCGCCCUUGGUGGCUGCAAAAGGACAUAAGGCCUACAGUGUGCUGAAGCAAGAAUGGGGACCGGUGCAUAGCCACACAAUUGUUCAGCACUGUCUGCUUUCUUCAUGCACAGAGCUGCCACUCAAGAGCAUCCAAGAUGCUUAUGGAACAUUUCUGGAAAGGGAUAUUAAUCAAAAGUAUAUACACAGUAGGGGUGUGUGUGUGUGUAUGUGAGCGUCAAGAUUUUUUUUUAAUGGCGUACUGUAAAUAUCAGGCCCUUUUUCCAGCUCUUGGGCUGGGGAAUCAAAUGUGAAGGCAGCCGGAAUCCCCAAGCCGUGUCUGAAAAUCUUGGCUAUGUGUGUAUCUACAGUAUACGCUGUGGUGUAUGUGAAACCCACCUUACACACGCGUGCACACACACACCCCUGAAAGCGUGUUUGUACAUCUAUGUGGAUAUAUAUAAUCUAGUUCUGUGAUUAAAAUUAAUAAUAAUAAUAAUAAUAAUCAAAAAGGUACUCGGUCUGUGUCAGAAAUCUGCCAAACAUCAUCUGCAAUUGAAUUUUUCAACGCCUGAUAAUGUACAACACGGAAAGCUUCCAAAAAAGACAAGACAGUCUAAAAACAGACUCACAACAAGUGACUACUAACCACUAGGAACUCCCCAUCCGACCGAUGGCUUUCAGAAGGAGAAAAAAAACACACGGGUGGGUGCUUGCAUCUGCAAUGUAUAAUACUUAUGCUGCAUCGUGCGCAAGACAGAGGCUUCCGAUGGGGGGGGAGGGAAGAGAAAGUGUUUUAUAUACUUAUUUAAUAUCCCUUUUUAAAUUAGAAAUUAAACAGAUAAUUUAAUUAAAGAGUAGGGAUUUUUCAGUAUUCUUUGUUAAUAUUUAAUUUCAACUAUUUAUAAGCCGUACCUCUUUUUUUUUUUUUUUUUUUUUUUUUUUUUUUUAUUUGUACUGGUUGUGUAUAAAUUUAACCUUCCUGUUGUCCCAUCCCAUCUCUCCCCAAUUGUUGGCAGAGUCAGUAGCAUGUUAUGGGCAGUUAUUUAAUUAAUUUCUCUAACACCUACCCCUACACAUUCCUAUUGAGACAAGGGUUAGAUAUACAUCUACAUACUAUAUAUAUAUUUGGCUAUGUGUUUGUAUAUAUAUAUAUAUGUUUAUGUAUAUGUGUGAUUUGGAUUAAAUAGACGCUACGAUUUUUUUAUAUAUGUAAAAAGAAGAGACAGGAAAAAUAGAAAAUUCUACAUCUUGAAUCUCUCUCCUUUUUAAUUUUAAUAUUUGUUAUCAUUUUAUUUAUUGGUGCUACUGUUUAUCUGUAAUAAUUGCGGGGAAAAAAGAUAUUAACACUACAUAUUGUGUCUAGUGAAUUUUUUCAAGAUAUUCCUUAGUACAUAUUUAUUUUUAAACAAAGAAAUUACAGAUAUAUCUUAAAAAAACGACGACGACGACGACAAACAAACUUUUUUUGUAUUAAAGAAUUUAAUUCUGACCUUGA
Molecule: messenger RNA, 4209 nt
Organism: Anas platyrhynchos (mallard)
Lineage: Eukaryota; Metazoa; Chordata; Aves; Anseriformes; Anatidae
Gene: VEGFA
Product: vascular endothelial growth factor A
Biological process (GO): sprouting angiogenesis; positive regulation of mast cell chemotaxis; response to hypoxia
Cellular component (GO): membrane
Molecular function (GO): vascular endothelial growth factor receptor binding; chemoattractant activity; heparin binding
Source: RefSeq, a predicted model, not a curated record